GCUCAGGUACAGCAGCCUUCAACAGCCAAAAGACUUCAACCAACCAAUCAGCAUCUGCAGACAGAGAUCAAACAUGACCAACUUUGUCGUUGCCCUUGGAGUGUCUCUGACAGCAGCUGAAGAGAAUUAUUUCAGGGCACAGCAAUACAACAUGUGCGCAACCGAUCUGAGCAAAACCCAAUGUAGUCAUCCAGUUAAACUCUGGUACAAAGAGGGCCCCAGCGGUGGAAUCACCAGGAUCCAAUUUUCCUUCACCAAGGGCAUGGAAGAGGGCCUGAGAAGUACUGGGUUCACAAAGUGUGAAAAGAACAUCAACACUGGAACAGGUGGAGACCCGGUCUACCUGUGGUACUUGAAUGGUACUGAAGAGAAUCAUGUUCCCAUCACAGACAUUGAGGUGUCACGUAAGGAUGAAGCCAGGAAGUUCACCUUUGGCUGGGAGAAGCUGGCCUGCAACCUGAACAGGGGAACUGGAGAGGCCGCCUUCCUGUGGGUGAAGAGAGAGCAGAAGACCUACAUCAAAAGCAUGCAAACUACUGACCACUAUGAAAACGACGAAGAACUUUUCAAAAAUGGGUUCAUCAGAGUGGAUGAAAGCACCAACAGAGGUGUUAACGGCAGGCCAGUCUUCCUCUGGUACCUUCCCUCCACCACCAAGGAUGGGAACUAUACCACCCUGCAAGUCUCCACCAACAAGGAUGAGUAUCAGAGAUAUCAAAAUGGGGGCUACUCUUUAGUGAUCCCCUCAGUAAAUCUCAACAGUGGGAAUACAGGCAACGAAGUAUUCCUGUGGUUCAAGAAAGAAGAGGCCAACAAGAAUCCAAUCAGCAACAUGGUUCUGAUUUACAACCAGGACCGCAUGACUGAGUAUGAGAGUGUUGGGGUCAGAGUCCUCCAGGGGAACCUCAACUCUGGUGAUGGCUGCCCAUGCUUCCCUGCAACUCCGCUAUACCUGGGCUAUUACUAGUGAAUCUCCAUGGAAACAGAGCUGAGCAUGCUCAGUGAAAAGCAAAAAAGUUUCCUCCCAAUUGGUUUCAUGGUGGCAUUUUGUUCUUCUACUUCUCUCUAAAUAUUCUGGUUCUAUGGUCCCCAUGUGUGAAAGUGUCAGAUACUGUAACUUCAUGCUCAUGGAUUCUCUUUGUUUCAAUAAAGUUCUG
This is a messenger RNA of Cyprinodon variegatus (sheepshead minnow), 1157 nucleotides long. RefSeq lists its product as uncharacterized. Bases 74 to 967 code for a protein of 297 amino acids. The transcript has 2 exons. The record is from RefSeq and is a predicted model, not a curated record. NCBI's taxonomy places the organism in Eukaryota, Metazoa, Chordata, Actinopteri, Cyprinodontiformes, Cyprinodontidae.